AAAAUUGGCAGUGCUAAAAGUGGCAGUGGUAGUAAAAGUGGCAGUGGUAGCAAAAGUGGCAGUGGUAGUAAAAGUGGCAGUGGUAGUAAAAGUGGCAGUGGUAGCAAAAGUGGCAGUGGUAGUAAAAGUGGCAGCAGAGGUCAAAGUGGCAGUGGCAGUAAUCGUGAGGGCGAUGAAGAUGUUGACAUGCUUAAUGACAUGAUGACCAAUGACCCAGAUUAUGAUUGCUUCGAAAGCUUUGAUUAUUAUUGGAUUGGUCUGAACGAUGAAUUCCAAGAGGGUGAAUAUAGAUGGCGUUUCAAAGACGGAAGAGACUAUCCAAUGGGUGACUUUACCAACUGGCGAAUCGGAAAGCCAAACAGUGAACCAAUGAACACAGCCGACUGUGUAAUGGUAAGUGCACUUCAAGACCAUGUCUGGACAGAUGGCGAGUGCGGCGAGGAUCACGCCUACAUGUGCCAGUUUGAUCCAAUAGAUGACUGCGAACAGGAGGAGAUAGAAGAGGAGUGUGACGCACUUGGUUGGGCAGAUGAUGUUCCAGAGGGUGUAUCAGAUUCCUUUGACGGUAUAUACUUCAAGUAUUACGACGAGGCAUUGACAUUUGACAAAGCAGAUGCAAGUUGCCGAGGACAGGGUGGGGUGUUAGCAAUUCUCAAUGAACCUGAUAGUCAAAAGCUCUUAGACUCAUAUCUUGUUUACAUUGGGGUAAAUGGUGGAUAUUGGAUCGGGCUUCAGAGACCACAGGCACUGGGAACACAGACAGAUUAUAAUGAAAAUAGAGCUAGCAGUGGAAGUAGAAGCAAUGGCAGUAGUGGUAAAAGUGAAAAGAGUGAUACAAGCGGAAGUAAAGAAUCUGGGAGUGACAAAAGUGAAAAUAGCAAAGAAAGUAGCGGAAGUAAAGAAUCUGGGAGUGACAAAAUUGAAAAUAGCAAAGAAAGUAGCGAAAGUAAAGAAUCAGGGAGUGACAAAAGUGAAAAUAGCAAAGAAAGUACCGGAAGUAAAGAAUCUGGGAGUAACAAAAAUGAAAAGAGUAAUGAAGAAAGUGGCCAAAAAUCUGAUAGAAAAAGAAAAAAACGAAGUUUGGAUGAUAUAAGAAGCAAAAGUGGCAGCGGUGACAAAAGCAAAAGUGGCAGCGGCGACAAAGAGUGGCAGCGGCGACAAAAGCAAGAAGUGGCAGUGGCGACAAAAGCAAGAGUGGCAGCGGCGACAAAAGCAAGAGUGGCAGCGGUGACAAAAGCAAGAGUGGCAGCGGGGACAACAGCAAGAGUGGCAGCGGCGACAAAAGCAAGAGUGGCAGUGGGGACAACAGCAAUAGUGGCAGCAGCGACAAAAGCAAGAGUGGCAGCGGUGACAAAAGCAAAGUGAGUGAAGGAAGACCCAUUAAUAUGCCUGAUGAUAUAGAAAAUUGGUUUGUCUGGCGUUUGCCUGGGAAAAACGACCUUCCCCUAGAUGAAUGGCAACACUGGGGACCUAAUGAGCCAAGUGAUCUUCCUGACUUUGAGUGUGUAUUCAGUAAAGUAGGCAACAAGUGGACAAGUGCCCGCUGUACUGACCGCAGACCCUAUGUAUGCCAAUUCACUCCCGGUCACCAGAGUAUGUGUAAGACUGAAGUAGAAAAUCCAGUCGAUCAGGGUGAAACGUGUACUACAAUCGCCA
Molecule: messenger RNA, 1656 nt
Organism: Owenia fusiformis
Lineage: Eukaryota; Metazoa; Annelida; Polychaeta; Sabellida; Oweniidae
Source: the annotation of a GenBank genome assembly